Messenger RNA from Brugia malayi, 237 nucleotides. RefSeq lists its product as uncharacterized. The transcript has 2 exons. The record is from RefSeq and is a predicted model, not a curated record. Lineage: Eukaryota; Metazoa; Nematoda; Chromadorea; Rhabditida; Onchocercidae. Bases 1 to 237 code for a protein of 78 amino acids.
AUGCUUUCCGGAUAUGCAUCUCGAAUUCAUAAACGUUAUGGAAAGAAAAGAGUGAAAUUGGGAUUCGAGAAUGUGAUUGGUGAUGUUGAAUUGAUCGGUGAUAUACAUGUCACAGCUGGUGCUACUGUUGCUACUACUACUGCUGCUGCUGCUGCUGUCGUUGUUGCUGGUACGUUAUUUGGAUUAGUUGGUGAAGUUAUAGUAAUACCAGCACUGGGACCAUUAUUCUACAAAUAA